CCGGACCGCUCACACGCGGUCAUCUCUUUGUCUUUCAUGGCCCGAACUAGUAAGAAAGAUGACCCUACAACAGCGAAGCCAUUUAUUGUGGUCAAAGCACCACGAUAAUGGAUAUGGACUACAACUACUCGUCAGAUGGUAGGGCAGGGCGGAUGAUAAAAUGAACCUUUCCUUGUUUCUCAACGACGGUGACGCUAUGGGGUUGGCAAAUUAAACUAGCCCGUCACGAAAUCGACUAGCUUGUCAUGAAUAUUUUUUUGCAAUGUAGUAUUUCUGCCCCUGCCUGCUCGGACCGGCGCUGAGUGACACAGCCUUUCCUUCGCAGGACUAUCGUGUUAGAAGUCGCUACCACCUGGAAACCGGCACAGCUCAACAAGGCACUUGCUUCUUUUUCGCGGCGCUCUUCAUCAAGUUCAAGAAGAUCAUGGUGCGCAACUACAACAAGAGCGAAGCACGAGCACGCGAAUCCCUAGGCGCGCGCGGCCGAACACAGGAGCGAAACUCAGUUGCGAGUCUCCACUUUGCGAAAAGGGUACUUGCCCGACUCUAUGAAGUUUUCUUCUGGCUGUUUGCGAGUCUGCUGGAGUCGCUGCGCGAGCUCGUCAGCAGCCUGCUCGUUCACGCGCGGACAGCAAUUGCGCGACUUUGCUGUGGUAAAAGGAACAGCGGAGGUAUUGGACGAGGUGACCACAGAAAUAAUCUUCUUCGUGCUGGAUCAGGAUCCACAGGUCAUCUACUUCACACGUCGGCACGCCGGAAAAAUCAAGCGCGACGUGGCGGGUGUGAGUAUGGGAAAGGCGAAGAAGAAGAUCAUGCGUUUGAGGACGCACUUGUGGAGCAUUUGGUUGAGGUGAAGAAGGAUGAAACACAGCGAGCUUGUCCCCCGCCAGCGCCACAUGAGGGAAAUAAAGUGAAGCCGCCGGUGCUGGGAGCGUCAAGGCACGACGACAAGAAGCAGUCCGGCGCGCGCAGUAGUAGAAAGCAUAAAGAUAAACAAGGUAAAAAGGGAAAUAAAGGGCCGAGGGGGAUGAGCAUCAGUAGAAGUAGCAAUAUGGGCAGCGGGGGCAUUGUAUGCACACCUUCUUCUUCAUUAGACGCAGACGCUGUCGCAGUGCAACAACCUUCGAGCUCGGCGGAUCACCAACGAAGAAAAAGCUGUGACGUGGUCGAGUUCCCGGUAGUGCAAAUCGCAGUAGAUGAAGCGAAAGCGGAAGAACAAGGGGAAUCAUCAGUAUCGACGAGGAGGAGGAGCUCAACCAGCACCAGACUGCAAUCCGCAUUCUCGACGGAGCGGACGCAGACAGCAGGGACAGGAACGAUAAAAAGUGUCCUACCGGACGAGAAAGCAAAGUCAUCUGAAGAAAGUAGAGGGACUAAUCCAAUAAAAGAUUACAGCUUGGAUGGCCAUUAGAUUUCUCUGUGGUGAAUUUCGCGUGAUUUUAGGGGUCUGCAAGAAUUUGAUAGGUGGCGCUGCGAAUAUUUUCUCCCGGAAUUAUCGACAUCCACCCGAUGGAAUAGUCGUAGCGACGUAAGUUCCAAAAGGCUUCCGGUGGUGGCGGAAUUUUUCCAGCAAAGAAAAGGCCGGGAUGGGGCGCCUCAGUGUGUAGUUGCAUUGUCAGCGCCCCACCCCUAGGAUGAUGGGUUGCGAAAUAGCUUCGCGCAGUUAUUUUUGUUUUCUGAGUGCUUCGGAUGGCUUGUCGGGCUCGGGCGCCUGAUCUGUCACACGCCUUCUGCUGCGGCAAGAAGUCAUAGCAAUUCAAUGCCUCGCCUGCCCUUGUGGCGUGCUGCUUGCAUUUUGUUGGUUUUGUAUUUGUGCGUGCAUGCGCCAAAUGUUUCGCAUUUUCUGAAGCAAAUGCGCGGCGAUCGUUUUGAGUGUGGUUUUCCGACUCCGGUGAAUUUAGAAAUGAAUGCAAAAUGAGUGUUGAUUUGGUGAUGGUCUGGAAUCCAGAAUCAGGUCGGGGUGAAUUUAGGAAAUUGCAAAAAUUUCCUAAAUUCACCGCCCACCAAUUUCUAAAUUCACCGCCAAAUUCACCGAUCGCAGCAUACCAUCGGUAAAGGGGGUACUUUAAAGCUGGUUUUUGGGGCGAAACAGCACGGCACUCCACAUCGGUGAUUUUUAGCAAAAGAUGCAUCCUCAUCAUACCAUGGGGAAUGAUGUUUAAAUGAAAGCUUUUCCCGAUGGCAGUGCCGUUUUUUUGCGAUUUUGUUGUCCAAAAUUAAAACGUUGAAGUUGAACUGUGGAGAAAGCAGGGAGAAAGUCAUGAAACCACCAAAAGACUUGCCUCGCGAAAAAAGACGCGGAAAAAUGUGGUCGGUUGGGCGUUGCCGGGACGGGGAUUGCAAUCAAUGUGAGGGAGCCGUGGUGACGAGCCCCGUGUCGCCAUCACCUCUAUUUGUGCUAGCCCUUGCCCCGUGAACCAUAACCACCCGAAAGACCGGCCCCGCGAUUCUACGCCACCUCUAAAAUCACUUGAAAUUCACCGCCCCUAUAUCUCAUGGGCGUCCAAGCUGUAAAUAAAAGAUGACGCCAAGAAUAAAUCUAGCUUGUCCUCCACCGCUGGAGCUCCAACGACUACAACAGCCCGUUGCUCUACGCAGGACGUCACGCCCCCACCAGAGCAACAGCGUAGUGUCAAGGAUGCGUCGAGCAGCACCUCCGCCACCACGCAACGUGAAGUAGAUGAGGGACGACUGCAGGCUUCUACUGAGCGACAACUUUCAUCCAACAUUAUGACAGCUGCAUUGACAAGAGCCGCGCGCUUUUCGAUGAAGAGCUGCUCCAGGAGCUUUUGUCCCGAGUUCGUGACUCGCACCAUCGCAUCCAGUUGCUCGCGUGCUAGCAACUUUUUUACCAGAAGCGAAGACUGCGCGUCUACAACUUGUUCAGAGGAGGUUCUGCGACACAAGAUCACCACAAGUUGUGCGACUGGGACCUCCACGUCCACCCAAAGCGGUGGCGGGUCCAAUCGCUCUACAGAAGUGGCUAGUACUGUACUGUCGUCAGUACUGCGACCGAACAGUCCACCAGCAACUACUUCUGGGCUACGUCCACCUGCUGGCGCGCCGUCUCUUACCACCAGCACGGCUCAUCUACCUAGUGCUGCUUCAUCUGUCGAAGGGAAGGACGAGGUUAUGCAGCGGGGAGAAAGAACAACAACGACAAACCAGAAGGGGCUGAGCUACAAAAACCGGAAGAGAAACAAAAAGAAGAACAGUAAACGCAGCACUCAUAGCACUCACGAAGAUGAUGAAGAGCGCUCAGUAAGACAUGUGCUUGGAGAUCAACAUCCGGCCAUCUCCCGGGGACCCGCUACGGAAGUCGUGGCCGGGACCAGCACGCUCGGCAAGAAAAAUGCGGCACGCGGCACCGGGGAGAUGUUGAGCGUCAUGCCUGCUUCUUCUACCUCUUGGGCGGGUUUAUUUUCCCCAGCUAGCAAAAAUGUGAUGAAGCUUUUCUUGGUCCUGUUGUGCAGCAUGCUGCUGGUUGACGCGCGGCAGAGAAUGUUGCGGCGCGAGCCCCGACGUACAGUCGCCUUGGUGGAGACGUCGAACCCGGGGCCGCCAUCUUCGCUGGGUUCUUCGUCUUCAUCGUCGGGCGACAGCAAUCGCGGCACUUCAGCAGAAGCAGGCUCCCUUGCGCAAACAAGCUCGACUCCCGGCGCGCUUGCCGCGGGGGCUCCCCAGGAUAGCGUCGCGAGAACUCUGGUUACAGUAACCACCUCAGUGCUCGCUUCCCUGUUCGGCUGGGACGAAGGUGGUCAUGGAGGUGGGAUCAGUGCAGUAGAGCGACCCGCUUCAUCAUCUUCGAGUACCAUAGAAAGUAGUAAAAACGACCCACCUGGAGCUGGUGCUGGACGAGAUGUUUCGAAGAGCACGUCGGCUUUGGCCCUGGAAUCGGAAAGGAGCUUGUCUAAUGGUGAUGCUCCAGCCGUGGAUUCGACCGACGGAAUUUCUGCUGGUAGCGCAGAUGACAGUGCUUACAGUGGCCAGAAAAGCAUGCUGCGCUCGCCGACCUCGACGACUGAAGAUGAAGUCAGCGCGGGACGAGGAGCUGCAUCGGGAGCCGAGAAUAUCCCGCGAGGAUACGAAACAUCUUCACCGCAAAGAACUUCGACUGCCACCGAUGAAGCUUUCGGCCCUGGUGCACCAGAAGAUGCUGCCGUGAAGAAAAAUGACGAGGAACAAACCUCGUUUUUGAGUAGUGUCGAAGACAAGCAAGAUGACAGAUCCGGCGCAGCUAUCGCAAGGACUACAGAAGAACUGUCGGGAGGGUCUUCAAGUUCAUCUCCUGCCGCACCUACAGCUACACCUGCACCCCCAUCUGGCCAUACUACUGCUCUUUUUGCCGACGGCGGACGACGAGGGGUCGCUGCAAACACAGAAGACCACUUGUCGCUGCACCAGGAGGCGGGCGUAAGCGAUGAUCAAGUAGGACCAGCAGCUGGCCAAACGCUGACCGUGCCGCGCCAGAAGGAUGCGGAUGCUAGUGCUGCUCACCCAGCACCGGCUGGAAAGAAAAUUGCCUCCACGUCACAAGCUCAAGUCCCGGGCGGGGGCGGGGGAGGUACUACAAAAACGACGGGUACAAGCCCGCCUUCUACUGCGAACAAACCGGUGGCGAAAGCUGGUGGAGAUGGUGGAAAGACCGAUGGAGCAACCGAGAACAGGAAAAAAAUGAAUGCGGCGGGGCAAGAGCGCGGUCCUGUGGGAAAGCGACCUGCAACUCAUUUUUCGGAUGAUGAAAAACAGAGACAGGACACCUUAUUCGGCGCUGUUGGCGAGUUGCAACUCCUGUCCGAUGAAUCCUCCGCCGCAUCCUCCGAAGGUGCCGCUGCCGCGCCAGAUUUCAGCAGUACGAGUAGUACGUCACCGACCAGUGCUGUGGAUCGGACCACGCCGGCGAAAGCAGUAGCGAGUUCGAGUUCGACCUCAAAACCCUCAGCUGCGCCGGCUGAUGCCGAACAAUCGACAGGCGUGCAUCAACAACAACCAGAAGCGCAGGAGCUGGCAGCUGUGGUAGCGGACGAUGUUGUCGCAGCAGCUGCACAUGAUCAAAAUGGUCUUGGUCAGCAUGCUGGACACGAAGAAAGUGAUCAUCAUCAGCACGACGAGGGCCUUCAAGGCAACGAAAAACCCCCCACGCCCGCGAUAGUGCACCGCGGCCCAACGGCCAUCGAGCCGCCUGGACCAGUUGUGGAGCGCGUUGAUCUUCCGGCACGGCCGGAGGGGAAUUUAAACGACGCGUUUGCCACUUCUUCAACUUUGGAACGAAGUAACAAAAAGCCACUGGAUGUCGAAAGUGAAGCCUCGCACGGAAAUGGUGAUGAUGACGAAACAGCAGGAGCAGGAGCGGCCGGGGGCCGGGCGACGCCAGAGUCGGCGUCGACUGCUCAAUCAACGUCGGAUAGUACUCCGCGACAGCAGGAGGCCGGACCGAAAAGAAGUGCUGCAUUGGACGCGGAAGACGAGAUGGACGCAUUUGGUACUAAUUCUAAACUAGAACUACAGCUUCUGCUGCUUAUAUUUAGCCUGAUGGCCUUGAUGGCACGCAGACGUACCGUGGUGUUGGAUGGAACAGUAGGGCUUCAUCUAUGUUGGAUGCUCGUCAACUUUUGCAUCACGAAUUUGUUCAAUGAACAGAUGAUUUGGAAAUAACAUCUACAUCAUCUUCAUCAUCAUCGCAGGUUUAGUGGCCGAGUUACGGCGGGACUCCUUGCAAAUAGAAGACACCGGGGGGAUCAUCGACAAACAAGAUCCGCCACCUGCUCUACCUGUCGAUGAUGAAGAUGAUCAUGUUCAUCACGCUGAUGGUGCUUCGAAUUCACCAUCGCCCAGCAACAUCCCGGACCCGGACGAGCACGAGGACCAAGAAGUGCAUGGUGAUCUUGAGCGCGAGAUGCUGGUCACCGGCCACAGUGGACGAGCACCAGUUCCGACAGCGGCGAGGACAGCAGUGGGGGAACAGCAUACUGACGACGACAAGAACAGCCAGAUGACUCAAGACCAGCAGGAGGAUCCUGCUGUCCCUCCGCCUGGAGGUGUUGCUCACACCGCCCGGAACUACCGCGAGGAAAAAGUGAUCUCGAACGACGACAAUGGGAACGGCUCUGGAAAAAGUGGAAGCGCGUCCAGGACAGCACCUGCACCUGCAGCCAUGUCUUCCAGCAGCACGGCGGCGGCGGCUCCUGCUGCUUCAUCCGCCGAGACCGGUUCAAGUUCAACUUUCUCUUCAGCAUCAAGAACCUCGGCAUCAUCAUCUGCUAGUAGUGCUCUUGUGCCUAGCUCUACUGAUGGAAGGGAGGGCAAUGACGAGGAGGCCGAAGCAACAGGAAGUGCAGCGAAGACCAGCGCGUCUGACCAAUCACAUAUUCGCACCACGCCGCCUACGUCAACCGCUCGUGGUGCUGAGAACGCCGGGCCGCAGCAGCAAGCACAAGCGCCGGAAACUGCAGAAAGUGCAACGGCAUUGGCAAGCGAAAGCACGAACCCUCCCGGAAGUGCUGUAGAGACCGGGAGAAGGAGCGGGGGGGCGAUGCCACAACAAGAAGCACACGGAGCCGAGAUGAGGAAAACACAAGGUGAUCUAGACAAAAUACUGGGACUACGGACAUCUAUGGAAGAUAAAGGACCUUCCAGCAAGAGCAAGAGCAAGAGCAGGAUCAAAUUCGAAAGUAAAGAAAAAGGAGGCGUAGUACCGCCCGAGGAGCCGGGGCUGCCAGAACAGAAGCAGCUGGCCAUAAAAAAUGUAAACGGCGUUAUCACAAGCUUUGAACAGCUGAAGGCAGCAUACGAGCAGUGGUCAAAACUGGAGAAGGUGGCUGUAGAGACAAGUCGCCCAAACCAGGACAGGACUUUCGUCCAGUUUGUGCUCGAUAGCAAGUCGGAUCCUGAGGGGAAGCGCAAAGAGCUCCGCGAGGAGCUUGCGAAUUUCAUUCUGGACGUGGCCGCGUCUUUCCUUCUGGACGCCUUGCAACCCCCGGAGGACGCUGAAGAGCUGAUGGACUACAUCGCUGGAGAGCUCGAAGAAGAGAAGGAAGGUCUACGCAAGAAGAUGGAGAUGGGCGGGAAAGGUACAGAAAUAGAAAAUGAAAAACGAAUCGAACAACUAGUCAAAAAGCUACUCCCAACGAAGAUCACGGAAACUAAAGUCAAUGAGCGCACCAUUCAGAACUUUUCAUACAAAGCUGCGAAGUUUCCAUCCCGUGCGACCACGCAGGACACGCCGCGUGCAACCUUUUUCAAAAACGGCGUCGAAGUCACGGAAGAUAUAGCUAAGAAAGUAUUUGAAGAGAUCAAGGAAGCGCUUCAGGGCGACGAGCGAGAGCAAGGUGAAGAAUCUUCGCCGAGCAACCAUCUGGAGUUGCCGACAGCCGGUGAGGACAAGGCGAACGCGGCGCCAAACGCUGUCGCGAGUUCCUCAAGCUCCACCCCACCUUCUGGGAUUAAUAAAGAAGAGUCGCUCGCGCCGCCAGGAGACGUAAUCGGGAGUCAGCAUCAAGAACAGAAAGAAACUUCUACCGGGUCCCUAGUGCCUGCUCUCGCUCCUGUUUCAUCACCAGAUCCUGGAGGACAUCAGAUACGACCUGUUUCUUUUCUGCAAGAAGCGCAGUCGAGUGCAGGUGGGCCAAAGGCAGCACUCGCAACUUUGUUCGGACCAGUCGGUCGGAUCGGCAAGCGGAUCUUCAGCGGAUUUUCAUCAAAUCAGAAGGCGGAGGACGCGAAACAAGCGGAAGAAGUUCGCAAACGCGGUCGCAAGCUACUUGACAGGUUGGUCGAGCAAAAAUUGCCGGAAGUGCAGCAAUGGCUCAACUACCUUGCAGAGCAACUAGUUGUACAAGAUGGCCAGGGCGGGCCGCCCUCCAACGUCCUAACAGCGGCUUUGACAUCAAUGACUGGAAACGACGCGAACAAGUCGCAGUUGUUAACGAAGAAAAUUUAUUGCGCGGAAAAAAAAAUCCCUCCCCACACUGAUUUCAUAUCUUGCGACGUAGUGGUGUGUGUACGUAAGAUGAGCCAAUCCUUGCGGCAUGCACCAGCACCGCUGAGGAGCAAGGACAUUGUCAUUGAUUUACAUUUAACACUUCUUCUUGCAGUUUUGUGUGGUGGACACAUAGUUACAUCAUGCGGCGACUCAGUGCCGGGGGCGCGGUCGGCAUUCCGCAACCGAGGCCCGGCUCCCGGCCGAUACCUCUCUAGGUAUUGCGCCCGCAAGCGCAAGCGCAAAUUUUACCCCUUUAGAAGAAGUUUCUUUUUCGCGAAUGUCUGGUUCGGGAUCGGAGCUUUCGGAAAAGCGAAACGCCCAUGAAAGUUCGCGCAUGGUGGAACCACGGGCGGCGUCACUUCGAGAAAAAAGAGCACUCAGCGAAAUUGCGUCACCGUCGCCGCCUGUUCCAGGUGGGUCCUGGCGGAAUUGCGCUUCCCCUGAAAUUAAGUACGCGUCGAGACACUUCGCAAAAUUUAUGCCAGCGCCUACACAAACCGCUCUGGGAUGCUGUUUUGCUAUAGCAGACUCUUCUGUUCUUGUUGAAGCAGCGCCUUCGUCUGCAAGCUUUGGUGGAUUAGAAGAAAACGCCUACUCUUGCUCUUCAACAGAACUAGAACAAGAAUUGAGCCACGGCUAAUAUCUGAAGAGCAGCUUACUGAAGAGCUAUCUUCUGCUAAAAAAAAAGCCCAAACUCAGACAGAAGAAGAAAAAACCCACACUCUGAAGAAAAAAAAAGCCCCGCAACAACUUCAGAGCUGUGCUGCUUUCUCUUUUUCUUUGAUAUUCGACGACAAAAAUAAAAAGAGGACAAGGACUGUCGAGAAAAAAGGAAAAGAAGAACUAACAGAAAUAGAUCCUUUUGAGUUUCUUGCGCGAGUUUCGCGUUCUUCUGAAGGUUGAAAGUUCGUAUUAUCGCCUUCAGAGGAGCCGAGUUUUCGGAAAACCAAAAUCGAAAAGCUUUUUGGUCUUCUAAAGAGUGUUUUUUGUUCGUUUUUUUCCUUAGAUCCUUCCAUCCUGAAUGCGAAAAGAAAUUUAGGCAAAGUUCGAGUCUUCUGAAGACCUUCAGAGCCGGAAGACAGAGGCUUUGGAAGAGAAAGUUGAAUUUUCCUUGCGCCUGUGCUUCUCAGAGUAGAAAGGCAAAGACAUGCACGCGCUGCCAAGUCGUUUACAGGCGAAUCUUCAUUGGCCAUGUCGCUAGUAAUUGUAAUCCCAUGGGGCAAUCAUGCAGUAUUUGCUUCCUGUCAUACUGAUCACGGGGCGACUUGCUUUUGCUACUACACCAGCAGCAUAAUUGGGUCCGCAUCUCUUCAAACACAAACGGCCGCCACGCUUAUACAUAGAGACAGAGACUUCCUUUAAAUAUAAAAAAGAUUGGGCGGGGGUUUUUGCCUCUUUGAUGAAAUUGAGCUCCUCAGCUUACUAGCUCCAGUCUUCUUCGAGACCCUGAUCCUUUCGCUGCAGCUCUCCCGACAGAUGGCGGCAGAGGCGGACAAAGAUAUGGUGCGGUAAAACAAUUAUUUUUUGAUGUGAUUUGAAAACUUUUCAUUUUCUGGGCCUCCGGACUGCGCCUUGUGCAUGGCAAAUUUUGGUAGGUACAUUUCGCAUGCGUCCGUAAUCAGCCGAAAGGAUAGCUACUACUUAAAGUAGCUAGCUUUGUAACGAACUGAAAAGCAGCAGCUCUGCAUAGCUGUUUCGUUGCUGACUUGUCUACAGAUCUAUGACGACUGAUCUUUUCGAUGACGGCGACGGGUGGUCCGGAGACUAAGAAAAAAUAUGUUGCACUCGCGCCGCCGUGUUGGCACAACGGCGCGGCAACUUCUUCAUAAUUGAGGGACCAUAGAAACAUAGACGAGCUGACUCAAAGGCUUGUAGAUUUUGCAGCGUCCGUAGAUAUGUAGUGCAUGGAAGUCCUCGAGGACGGAGCCCGGGAGACUUUCAUGCGCUCCGUCCCUGGUCCACAUGCGGUCGGUUGCUUGAAAGGAUGAAGCAAACAGCCGACCCAAAGAAAACGCAAAGUGACUACAUUCCAUGGGCCCUAGCUUCCGCCGGGGCUACUGACCCAACGCGGCAUCAAAAAGCCUCAGUGGCCUAACGGGCGGACGGGGGGGCAAGUCGGCUGCGCCGAGUGCCGGGAGCCGGGUCAUUUGCGAACGCACCCUGCCAGAGGCAUCGCCGUGGCCACGGAGGUAGUUAGAAUGAAGCAAGCGCACAAGGAAGCGCAAAACUCAAGAAACGCGGCAGCAGGCGUAGAAGUAGGCGCAGGAGUAGGGGAAGAACUAGGCGCAUUCAUAGGCGUAGAAGUAGGCGUAGAAAUAGGCGGAGAAGUAGGCGUGGGAGUAGCCGUAGAAGUAGGCGUAGAAGUAGGCGCAGAAGUAGGCGCAGCAGUAGGCGUAGAGGCAGGCGUAGCGGUAGGCGUGGGAGUAGGCGUGGAAGUAGAAGUAGGCGUAGCAGUCGGCGUUGGUUCAGGUUGUUGGGGUAGCAGUCGACGUAGUCGAAGCGGCAUCGCGGGGGGCGAGGGGUACAAGAGCAGAGGCCUUACCAAGGGCGUAGCCGUAGUGGCGCUGCUAGGGGCGAGCGUGCGAGGGAGUAAGGCCCACCCGUUUUCCUUGCGCAUGUUGGGCGGGAUGGCGCCGAAGUGACACGGCUGGACGGAGCGCAGGGGCGGCGGCCGCGCGCUUUCGAAACUAACAACCGUGCCCCGAGUCUUGCGCUGCCCGCCCGCGCGGUUGCAUGCUGACUAGCGCCGAGGGGGCGCGCCACCAAGCGAAACCCGGGACGGAGGGCGGCACAAUGGGUGGCCGGGGUGGGGGGAGAGUCGGCCUGCCAGGGCGCUACCUCCCGGCUUGCUUAUAUAUUUACGAAAGUGCUGCGCCCCGCCAUUUUUUUCAUCCUAGCCGAGACCCUGACCCGGGGCCGCCUCGCCCGCGCUGCUAGCUUGGCUCGGGCGUUUGGGGCACAGCCGCUGACUGGCGCGCUAGCGCUAGCUUCCCCCAGAGCACGGCGCUUGCCCCCUCGCCCGGCCCCGUGGCCCCCCCGGUCGGUGGCCUGACCCACCCUGCCCCCACCCACGCGGGGGAGGGCGGCGGCCGUCUUCUUCCAAAAGACUGGCUGCAGGAGUGCGCCGCCGCUGUCCCCUGGGUGGGAGGGCGGGCGGCGGAGAGCAGCGGGCCUCGACCUAGUCGCCGCAAGAUAGCGGCAACAUGCCCCCGAUACGUACUUACGGCCGCGACAUAUUUUGGCAGCUACUUGCGCCAGCGUGUCUGUUUAUUGCGUGUGGACGCUUCCUCCACCGCUUUGGUGCAAAGGAGAAAAUGGCUGGCGCAGGGGGAAAAAACAGGGCCCCUGGACGUUCCCGGGCGGGCGCUAGGGGAGCGGGGGCGUAAGGGGCGCAGGCCGGCGGGAACGGGUGCGCCGCGAGAGCAACAAGGGGCGGCCCGGGGCCUGCCGGGGUCGCAGUCACACCCAUAGCAGGGACCCAACCUGGGAGCGGUGGGGGUUGUUCGCUAGCUCUCCGAAGGCGGGGCGGCUAGGUCUUUGCCGGCAGGGCGUUAGGGGUAUUAGAAGGCGGGCCCCAUAUGUGCUACCAGGAGCAGGAGCAAGAGGCCCUACCAGGGGCAAGAAGUUCUAUCAGGCGCAAGCUGUGCAUGUGCCUGCCGAGGCGAGAUAUAACGCAUUGCGAUGGAAAGGGGGCGCUAACACUACAAGGAGCGAGAAGUCCUACCAGGGGCGAGGCGUAUGCGCAGGGACAAGAUGUAUUGCGAGGGGCAAGAUGCACUGUGAGGGGCAAGAUGCACUGCGAGGGGCAAGAUGUACUGCGAGGGGCAAGAUGUACUGCGAGGGGCAAGAUGUACUGCGAGGGGCAAUAUGUACUGCGAGGGGCAAGAUGUACUGCGAGGGGCAAGAUGUACUGCGAGGGGCAAGAUGUACGGCGAGGGGCAAGAUGUCUUGCGGGGGGCAAGAUGUACUGCGAGGGACAAGAUGCACCGCGAGGGGCAAGACCUAACGCAAAGCCUUUGCGUUAGGUUCGACCUAACUGCAAACUUCUUACUUGCCCUUUGCGGCAAAGGGCAAGUAAGAAAUACUGCCAGGGCUAAGGGGCAGGCGCCAGCACGCAGGGGCAAGAGGUUCCACCAGGAGCGGGGCGCACCGCGCGGGGGGCGACGAGGGGCGCUUUUAUAUUGAAGGGGGCAAGCGGUUCCCUUCUGAGCGAGGGGGCAGGGGCGCCACUGCGUCCAGGGCUCGGGGUAUUUUUGUAGCGCCUAGGGGCUUCCUUGUCGUGUAUCGUGCCGAACCGCUACAGCUUAAGCCGUAGAAUUUGUCGCAAAUAUUUUCACAGUAGCAUGCAUUUUACGAAAAAAAGCGGGCAGAUACAUGAAAAGUUCUAGAGCUCGAGCCCCAGAAACGCUUCAGCUUUUGUCGUAGUAGCAUGGUGAUUCAGUUUGUGGGCAGACGUCAUGUCUGUCGUGGUUUUUGGUCGUGUCCUACGGCUAGACCUUCAUCUUUUGAGUCUCUGCCGUGCGUAUUAGCAAAUAGGAAAAGAACUAGUUUGAAAAGCCCUAGGGAUUUGCUUCAGGUUUUCUGCAGGUCGAGCCGCAAUUUCUAAUGCUGUUUGAGGGUCUCAGAACUUUCGUCUACAGCCUUUGAGUCAAGUUCGGAUUAGUCUAUAGACUAUAAAACUAAUUUCAUAAUUACUUCGAAGAAAAUUGCUUUACCGUUCCAUAGAUGAACAAGCGAGUUUACAAAAACGAACGGCCCCUGCUUCGGGCGAGCAAACAAGGCUGCAAGUUGUUGCUGACGGGUACGUGCACGCCCUGGCAACGAAUGCUGGGGCCGAGGAGAAGGAAAUCAGGGAUAAAGCCAAGGUAGGACUCGAUCUGGCUUUGCAACACAUAGAGAAGAGUUGCAGCAGUCCAGCCCCACAAGCCGAGACAUCGCCCACGCCAGCAGCUGCUCCGACGAGGCGCGCUAACGGUAUAAUUGGUUUUGGCUGUAAUCUAGUGUCCAAGACAGGAAUUGGAAUUGGAAAGUGGGGAGUCGGUGCUGUUCUCGGGCUUGCUCACCCGUUUCGGAAGGAGCGCGACGGUGUAACGCCGCUUGGGGAAUCAACAACAGGGAUAGACGAAACCGCCGAGGACGAGGAGGAGGAGGAAGAAAGCAGCGAUCGAGAUGAUCUUCAAGAUGAACAAGAGGGUCGACCGCGCGUUGCACCUGCACGCCAAGAAAAGAGGCGUCACUUGUUUCGCUCAUUGCGUGCAUCACUAGUUUACCCGCGAAGCAAGAAAUUUCGAGAAGGUUUCAGAUAUCUAGGCUGGAGAGGUACAACGAAGCUCGCGGAGAAAGAAGUGCAAAAGCAAUUCGAUCUAGCGACAGGUACCCGCGCCCCGCAACCACAGUCGAAGUUUGCCGUCUACACGGCGCGGCUUCUUGCGGGAGCAGCAGGGGGCAACGUUGCAGUGGCUGGCGCCUCUUCGGUCGGAACACAACUGGGCGCAGGGUUAGGCCGCCCUGACGCGGAGCGAAUCGCUGGACUCGCUUCGCAGUAUUUGGAGCUAGCAACCGACCUUAUGGGAUUGUGCACGUUGCUCUUUGAAGCCGCUGCUAGUUACUACCUCAGCCCGGUCCUGCCGAUUGACCUCUUUCUGCUACGCCGGCUGGUUAUGGAGACGCCGGGGGGGAAAUCGGGAACAUGGAAAGGCAAACUUAGGAUGGCAAUCAAUAGUAGAUACAACUUGCAUUUUUGCAUUUUCAAGGCCAAAUGGUAAUGGAUAUGGAUAAGGAUGCCAGUUGGUGGUGGUGCGUGGAGGGCCAGCAAGCGUUUGCAUUUCGAAGCGGCGUAAUAUGAGUAUAAUGGCAAACUUCUCUUUUAUAAAUUUGAAACGUUGAGGCGAGAGCGAGUCCAAUUGGCGCAUUCUUGUUUGCUGCUUAGAUCAACACCAGAGUGAGAGCAACAAGAAGAUUAUCGGUCCUGCUCGUGUCAUUCCUUAUCCUCCGGCCGCUUCGGAAGUAGACGAGACCUACUCCUCAACUCGGCCUCGGUUGCAGCUCCCCCUGCAAAAAUGCAGAUAGUUUACGUCCUCUGGCGAUUUAUGCUUUAGCGCAGAUAAUUCGUGAUUCCAUUGUUUCGCUUUCCACUCCUAUCCACAGAAAAAGACCCAUCCCUAUCCAAGAAUUUGUCAUGCAACAAACAUGCAUUUAUUUUAUUUUUAACUUAAGUCAAGUGUGUGUAGUCAUACAGAAAACCAAAAUGGAUGGGGAUGGGUGUUUUUUCCUGGAUGACUCCCCCUGACUUACCAUACUCAUGGGACCCGCCAUUCCGAUCGUCAAAACUCUUGGUGACACUUUGAUCCGGUUUAAAGCGGGGGAGACAACUGUCCAACAAAGCAACGAAGACGCACAGGCAGCGGCCAAGAGCUUGGCGCCUGCCCUUCUAAACGGCAUGGCCCAGGUCGCUGAUGCAUACAUCGGAGUCCUUGUUCCGGCGUCGGGGGGCGAACAAGUGAGGAAGGUGGGGAGGCGGGUUAGUAAAGUUUACAGCGUGCUCAGGUGUUCUUGCAAUCUCAAGUGUUACGAACAAAUAAUAGGAUGAAAGUAAUAGUUGUCAUUCUGAUCAUUUGUCCCGACAACGUGCGUUCAAGUUCUUCAUGAUGCAGUUCUCCUGUCCUCGCACGAGUUCAGAAAUUUUUUAGAUUUCGACUUGUGAUGCUGAUGCGUAUCUGCGAUCAAUGUCGACGGGACAGGAGUUAGUCUAGUGCUUGCGUUUUCAUCCGUUGCAUUGCGUCAUCGUAUGACUAUCUGGCUGGGAUGUUGAAACAUUGGCCCUGUAACAGUUGGCGUUGUAAGUCCACCUGAGUGCGCGAUAAAGUGAUGAGCACAUUUCUUUUUGGGUCCUCCCAGCCCCAGGAACGAAAAACGGCAAGCAAGGUGGUGGCCGAGGGCGUUGGACUUUCGGUAGAUGACUACUACCCUCCAGGUUGGCGCCAAGACGAGCUGUCACUCUUAGCUUCGGACCUCUUUCACGGCGCUGUGCUUUUCAAGGCCAUGGAGGAAAGCGAACAAGACAAGCAUCAGGGACUCCUCUCACGACUGCCGAGGCUCAUCUCCUUUCGGGAGUCCCUCGCAGCGCGGCGGGGCAGAACGAGUAAGGAAAAACCAGAGCACGGUGCAAUAAGAUGGACGCACCUAAGUGCUGCAGCAUUACACGCGUGUAGCUUCUCCGCUUCUGCCUCUGGCCAAUCGAAGAGUGCGGAAUCCUAUUGAGUGAAAUGACUGAAUCAUCGCUCUAGGUUUACUACUAGGCAGCUGAGGAUGUCUUGAUGUAUCUAUGCCGAUGCGAGGAUGCCAUUAUGCAGCAAGCCACAUCGAGUGUUGUUUGCCAGCGGAAUCAACAUCAAUUCCUUUUAAUAUGUAGUUUAUCUCUUUGAUCCGCGAUAAAAAAACCAGUGAGCGAUGGUUUCGUGUUUAAAGAUGCAUAUAGUAAUCGCAAGGGGCGGCGCUGAACUGCACGAGGGAAGCUCGGUACCAAAAUAAAAUUUUCAAUUUUCGCGGAUUUGUGAUGCGAAUACAAACAACCUUGUUAAAUACAGCAAGGCUCUGUGUUGCGACUAGCUUACGGACACCAUAAAAAUAAAAUUUUUGAAUUUCGCGGGUGUGUCAUGCGCGUUCUGGACGGGGACGGGAACCAAUUUCGCUUCCACGCCACCGGGUACCCAAAUCAUACAAUCAUACUGAGUACCCGACUCCCUCUGGGUACCUAUUUCCCAGUGGGUACCUGUUUCCAAAAUGAGUACCUUUUUCAAAGUGGGUACCCAAUCCAAAGUGGGUACCCAAUCCGUGGGUACCCAAUCUACACCUUUACCUUAUUAUUAUUUUCUACUUUUUUUUCUUCCUCUUUCGUGAACGACCGCGACGUGCGUGGAGGUGUCGUCGAUAUUUUAAUACUAAUAUUCCAAACUAUUCAUCUCCAACAGGAGCGCCAGUUCUUUAUGUCUAGUAUGUAAAUGUAUGACCACUAUGCGUGAUCUCCAACCCAAUAGAACAGAAACUACUUUUAUACAAAAACAACAAAGGUAUUUAACUCUAUCGCCUGUGGCGUUUUGAGUCGGCAGCUUGUCCCGAAGACAAUAGGAACGCUAUCGCUUGCAAAUCUGUUUAGGAUUGGAAGAAAAAGAAUGCAGAUGAAUUUGCAUGCAUCCUUUGGACCAGCGCGAAGGUCUGGAAUGCACGCAGAGCGUGCUGACAAGAUUCGCGGAGGCUUUUCCGUGCCUAGCCUGCAGCUGCAUGAGAGACACCCUCUUUAUCGGGAUUCAGAGGGCGCACGCUAUUUUCUUGCAGUCCAAGACGUGUCUUUUUCUACUUCUUUAUCAGACGCAGCGGCGCAACUUGCGCUGCUGAGUGAGGAAUCUUGCAAGCAGCUCGAACUUCCUUGUUCUGCUGAAGUACUAUCGGUCUGCAAUCUAUCUUGCAACUUUUGACGAGUUGCAAGGUUCGUCCACACCCAGGCAACGUAUUUGGAAUGCAUAGGUAGAUAAGUACGAUGAAAGUGCUGAGGAAGCCCGUUUAUGGAGUGCAAGUGCGGCGCCCGCAGCGACACGAAAAACCACGCAGAGCUGCUCACUAUUUGCAUUUGUCGUUUUUUGUUGGAGUCUUGCUCUUGGCAGCAUCCGUACAACUCGGCUCUUGCGGAUGCUGAGGCGCUUUCUCUAGCUCUGCAUUUUGAUAUCGGAUGAAGAUUGAUAUGUCGUGUCCUCCUCACCGAACCUAAGAUAGUCCUUCGCAUUGCUACUUAUCGAUAUCUUCGUUCGCGGCAGCAACAUUUGUAUAUCAAGUUAUCGGUAUCCAUAAUUUACAAAUUGAGGUCGCUGGCUGAAUUAGAAGAUUUUGGAAAUUAUUGACGAGAAAUGCCACAGUACUGGAUUUUCCGCAGAGGCAGACGUGGUUGAAUACAGGACGUUUUCCGGUGCUGGUGUGGGUGCAUAUUGACUUACUGUGCAUGUUUUUCCCUUUAUCCUAUCGGCAAUGUCGCUGACUUUUUGGAAAUUAGCGACCACAGUAUCUUUUCGGCAGCGUUAAAAGAGUUUCAUCUCGCUGGGCCGACCGACGUGCGUGGGCCAGACGAAGGUACCCGCUUCAACAGUGUGGAAGGUGCGAAAGACGUGCGCUUGUGCAUUGCAAAUAUGCCUGGGUCUGGAAGAAUGCGCUGCAAACUUGUCACGAUGCAUAAUUUCCAUGCCCUACGCGGUCUGGAAUGGAGGACCUAGCAUGACAGAUUCUGCGAAGUCUCUAUCAUACAUGCCUAUGACUAUGUUGCAUCCUGCACGAGAAACUCCCUCUCAUGUUGGUCAAAAGUGGGCAUCUUUUGGUGAAGAUCUCACAAGACGAAAACAGAUUUUUGUGUGAUCCACAGGACGCGUCACAACUUGCAACCUUGUUCCAGACCCAGACAUAUUUGCAUUUGAUAGCGUUUUUUACUCGACCUGGAUUGGAUCAGCAACGACGUCGACGAGCAGAGGGCCGGAUCCCAGAAAAAACCAGGAGCCACGGUGGACUUUGACGAAAUGGCGCUCGGACUUCUCUCUGCACCGGAUUGCAAGCGUGCUGUAGCGCAUCUCAUUUUUUUGAUGGGUGUUAAAACCACCAUGGAGAACCUCAAAAAAUUCCACCUCGCACCGUAUCAAAUGUGCUUCUUUUUCGCGCAUUUGCACACUAUUACCCUCAUCAAGGCCAAAGCCGGCGCUACAGUAGUUGUAGGUUGUACUUUAGUUUGUAUCGGGCCUGCAGCGGGUGAACAGCUGUAGAAAAGAAAAAGAUCACGAGGGUAGUUGCUGGGGUCGUUCGCGGCCAUGCAUGAUUAAGCAUCACAAGUGACCACGCCAGACAGAUUAUCUUUUUUGAAAAGGAUUUUGAUUUAGGCUCCUCCUAAAGAGGGUUUAGAAAUCGUCGGGAGGCGCCAGGCAGCGCAGAAGGUGCACUAGGGUGAUCAGCAGAAAAAUUGCGUAGCCCUAUACGCAUCCGAUUCGGGGACGAAAGAGAAAAUAUAUCGGCCGCCAUGCCCUCGGGGGAAGCUUUUUCUGGUUCGUCCGUCAAAAACUGCCAAGUUUGUUUUCUGCAGGCCUCCCGCUGGUCGCCAUUGUCGGCGCGCGGCGCGACGUUUCGCGCGAGAGCGAGAGCACGGCGACCCGAAAAAAAAACCACGCGCAACUCAAAAGCAGCGCCUGCGCCAAUUUCUGGACCAUCUGAAUGUGUUGCGCGGCCUCUUCCUGGUUGUGUUAGUUUCUUUUUGGAUCAGUGGCGAGGCAGCCAAGUUAAUUCAUUAUUGAAACUGGAAAUUUUUGCUUGGUGGUCGGGCCGUGUGCCGCUCGUCGGCCCAGGACUGACAAGAAAACACAGGCGCCCUCGGUAUCUAUGCCCGGGCGGGGGCGAUAUUUGGCAUCUUUUAUUUCGUCCGGUCGCGGCGCCCGUCCCCUCUCUAGCGCGAGGGCCAAGUCGAGGUCUACGCCGCCGAAUUUCCUCUACUCCUGGAGCGUUCCUGGUGCCCAGCUUCUGCAGUUUCGCACGCUCAAAACGUGAAAAACACCGCUCAAAUUGAGCGCCUCCAAAUAAGGCCCAGUAGUUUUCUUGUUGUUGUUUUUGAAACAUUGCGUGGUGCUGCAGCUUCUUGGUCGUGAUGAUUCGUAGUGGGAACAAGUGGUGCGACGUGGCGAAGAUUUCCUUGCAUAUAGCGCGCCCCCACAUGGUAGCCGCCAACGUUUCAUCCGGAACCAAGAAGAGACUGGGGGAGAUCACCGCGACGAUUGUGCAGCUGGAUGCAGUGAAGAAAAACCGAAAAGCCGCGGCCGCAAAAGCUAAAGCAAAAGCGUCAGCAUCUGGUGCACAACCCUCGGCACCGGGGGGCGUGACAAAGAAUGUCAAGAAACGCGCCAUGAGAGCUGCAGCAUUUCUGGUCCGCAAGUUGGUCUUCACCUCGGGCGACGCGGCGGAGGAACAGCAGCAACUGCCCGAACUGCCUCUAGAAACAGACGAAGGGGUAGGGAACGGGCCAGGGCGAUUCCUCCAGUCGUUGCUGGAUGGCCUGGGGGAACAGAUCACCCAGAUGAGCCAGAAGAUCCAGAAAGACGGGGCGCAGGGGGGUCCGCAGGCGCAGGGCGAGGUGAGUGGGGCAGCAGCAACAUCUGCCGUGGUGACUCAAGCCACGAACGACGGCCUCUUCGAGGUUUAUCAAAUAGAAGAAAGAACAAGCAGCUCCUCUAGUGAUAGCAGUACAACAGGCGCGGCGAGGCGAUCUACUGAUGGCACCCAAAGUACCCCUCCCCCCCGGAACGGGAAUGUGGUUGUGGACGUCUCCAGCGAGGACAUAUUGAAAAACUAUAAGGCGUUUCUUUUAUGAGAGUCGUGCUGCUCAGCUACUCGCCCCUUUCUCCCACAUUGACAUUAUUGCAUUUGAAGCAUUAAUACUUUUGUUUUUCAUGCACAGUAGAUUUUCCUUUUCUUGUACCUACUCUUUGCAUGACGUUGAUGACACGCAUUCAUUGUCACAUUAGCACGACGACGUCGAAGGAGCAAUACUAAUACAAUCUUCACCUGCGGAUUUGAUGAAAAUUUUUUUUGUCAAAGUCAAUGACAGAAAAAAUAAAAUGACUCAUGUGCCGGACGUAACAUGAUUUGUGGCAUUGCUUAUUUCGCGAUCACUGCUAAUGAGUGGGACGAGGGGGAGCAGUUGAUGCGCUUGCGCUCCUUAAUAUCUCGGAGACUGGGGGGUGUGAGAGCAGAGCUGUGCCGGAACAAGUUGAAGUUGUAAAAAAUAGUGAAGGAUGAAACCUGGAGCCCGAGCCGAAGCGGCGUUACAAAAUCAAAACGCGUCAUUCGUGAAAGGAAAAGUUGUCUUGCACACGAAGAACUACACUGACGAUCCACGACCGAAUGUGAAGGAUGCGAGUACUUAUGUCGUACUUAGAAGCAAGGAGCAGAAGACAGAUGACUGACGAUGAUCUAUCGCUAUCGACUCUCCUUUUCUUUGCCGCUCACGAUAGUAUCCGGCGCCGCCCAAAGUAAGAGGCGUGCGUCAACGGCGGGUGGACAAAUCAUCGCUAUCGAAGAGGUUGAAGUUGAAGUUCAAGUUCUGGUAUAAGUAUCACGCCAGAGGACGCAGUAUACCACAAAGUAGAGCUAUUUCUAAUCAACAGCAGAUGAAAUUAUAGAAAAUAGUAGAAGUACAACUACAACGAGAACGAGAACACAUUUUUUUACAAUUACAACUAGUUGGAGCUUCAACGUCUAGUCGGAGAUCAUGCUACUGGCAGGAAGCUCCGAGUCUUCAACUUCAUCGUUCUCGUGCUACUUCUUGCGCAGUUGUGACGGCCCAGACGAUGAAAUUUUAACUGUGGUGUGAAAGGUGGAGUUCUUCGCUCGGGUUCUCGUUGGCAGCACAUCGCUAGGAGGGACGAACGAGAUCUCUGAUUCCAUCUGGUUCGCGUCAGAUGACUUCGUGCAGCAUGCAAGCUCCGUUGUAAAAAGACCCGUGCAAGAUCCGAUCACGG
Messenger RNA from Amoebophrya sp. A120, 20517 nucleotides. The record is from the annotation of a GenBank genome assembly. NCBI's taxonomy places the organism in Eukaryota, Dinophyceae, Syndiniales, Amoebophryaceae.